Messenger RNA from Rhopilema esculentum, 5754 nucleotides. RefSeq lists its product as uncharacterized. The record is from RefSeq and is a predicted model, not a curated record. NCBI's taxonomy places the organism in Eukaryota, Metazoa, Cnidaria, Scyphozoa, Rhizostomeae, Rhizostomatidae.
GUGCACAUUCAAUGAUACCAUGUUUGCAUCUUGGGUUUGCCAUCACCAUGCCCUGGAUACUGGGAUUGGAAAUAUUAUAAUUUUCUAGAAAUCAAGGGCCAAUUCUCAACCUUAUAAAUCUACUUCUAAAAUGAGAUUGAAAGAAAUAAUUUCAUGCUUAUGUGAAUGAUGAAAUAUAAAUUGCACACAUGGCCUGGAAAUUUUGUGAUCACAUCAAGGUGACAAAAAGAUGUCUCUUUUACUGAAUAUUUUCUUAUAUAUGAUCAAUAGCCAAAAGUACUAUUGUACUUCAUUUGUGCUUUCUAUGCAGUGAAAAAUGUCAAUGUAUAGGCAGAAGCCGAUGGCAAAAAAAACUAUUCUGUCAUGUUUUAUCAUAAAAAAAUCCGACAAAUAUGGUCCCAUUUCAGAAGAAAUUCUAGAGCAUUCUGUUGAAGAAACCUCUUCUCAAAACCUCAUGCAAUCAAGGUCAGGUCCACCAGUAGUGUUGGAGCACAAAAAUCAUGACUUACAUAUUUGGUUAUACCCUCUCCUUUUAAAAUGACUCUGGACAUUUAACUCAAAUCUAGUAGAUUGACUCGGAUCAACCCUUUGAAUCAGAUCUUACAAGGAGAGAUGCUCCAGCUCUAUAAAGCACCUCCGCAAUGCCUUGAAAUUUCAAGGAGCUUGAUUAAUGGAGCACCUGGCAUGUUUUUGCUGUCUAAAACCAAAUGCCUAAAACCAAAUUUUGUUAAUUGUCUAAAAUUUUGUUUUUUUUGAUAUAAUAAUAUUUUUGUUUUGAAAUUAUUUAACUGAAUUGCAAACAUAUACUUUAAAUGGAAAAGCUUCAUAUAGGCAAAUAUACAGGCUGUAUGUGUGCUGCCCAUUUAUCCUGUUCGCACGAACAUUUCACCCUGUUCAUCCUUUUCAUCUUAGACAUAAUUUACUUAAAAUUAAUUCUUCUUACAUAAUCAUGAAAAAUGAAUUAGCACAAAUCACAACUUUAGAAAGAAGUUAAUUUCUACAUUUUGAGCAAAUAAUCCACUAUUUUCAAACCAUUAUUAACAAGAAAGUUACUUAAUUAAGCCAUAUUUUUUGUAGGUGCUCAAUGAAGCGCCUAGAAGUUUGGUGGUGGGGUAAUUCCAUGUCAAAUCACCCAGUAAAACUUGGAAAUGUCACCCACUAUCUCAGAUUCUCUUCAUUUUCUGUCCAAAGGUUAAUCACAUGGAGAUAAGGAGAUUUUGAAAAUUUCAGUUCAAUAUCUUCUCCCGUUAAAAAGUUAUAGAUCUUUGAAAAUUGAAUAAAAACCCGCAAAAUUUGCUUUUUCCGCCGUUAUGGAUUUCGCAACUUUUCAAAGUGCCUCACAGAUUCUUCAAUAGCUACCUUUCAACAAACAUUUUGGUAAUAAGAUUUUGUACUAUAGUUAUUUCGGCUAUGGAAAAUCCAAAUUUUUCAUUAGUUUUCCCUCAAAAUUUACCUGGAAAAAGAUAUGACACCUUAUUUGGAACAAUACAAAACAAUUGAUGACGUCACUAAGUAAAAAGUAACAAUUGGUAACUUUUGAAUAUCUUUUGUCUAUUAGGUAGCACCAACUAGAUAUUUGGCAUACAUAUACAGCAUACAAUGCUGUUUAUUAGAAAAGUGUUUAGAUGUUGGUGUCUUGCCUAGAAAUAGAGAACCAGAUGUUUACUACUUUUGAAUUUUCAUUAACGCGAAAUACCAGAAAUAUCAAGUUUGUCACAUAACUACCAUAUGAUAAGCAAGUAAAUCUAGGAGAAUUCUGAAUUUUCUGUUUUACUAUUUGAAUAACAAGUUCUGAAUUUAAUUCCACUAUGAUCAGUUUGAAACAAACAUACACUUAUGUGCCAACAAAAACUCUCAGAUCAAAGCUAUUGUAAUGGGUAGAAAUCAUUUGAAGUAUGUAUCAGGAAAAGUCUUUCCCUCUUUAACUUUUUCAAACUAAUGAGAAUUCUGAUGUUUGUUUAUGAUCAAAGCAAGAAACAAUCAGGAAACAACUCUAUUGUCAAGCCUAUUGAAAAAUGAAGAUCAAUCAUAGCAGCAAUUCUACAGAGAGAAAAGGAGAGGCAAAUAAAUACAUAAAAGGACAAUUUCUAUAGGUCUUUCCUGAAGAGGAAAGGACACCUAUACAAAACAGAGGAAUUGUCUAAAGUGAUGAUGUCAAGUUGCAUCAUAAUUCCCAAUGCUUUUCAAUCCUGUUAGGCAGGUGUGAAUGGUGUGAGUCAGACACAAUCAAUACAGAAUCACAGGAAACAAAGGAGACAACAAUAGAAAGGGAAGUUUAUGGUAUUUUAAGUUCUUUGCAAAUCCUGUGUUAGACUAUCACACCAAGGUUGAAAAACGACAUCAAGUUUGAGUUAAGCAGUUAUCAUUCAUUCUGUUUUAUUGAAAGAACAAGAACAUAGUGCUCUAUAAUCUGACAUGGCCUUCAGUAAACAACUUGCAAAAUGUUCAGUGGGAAAUUUUCUAAAUGAGGGUUGUCAUUUGCUGACAUUUACAAGAGAAAAUGGGUUUAAAAGCCUUACAGAAAUGAGUGAAGAAGAGAGGGAGCUAGUGAGGCUUAGGACUAUGAUGGAUAGUAUUGAUUCACAAUUUCUGAUAUGUUUUCAUCAUGAGCAAUCUAUCUUACAGCAAUACAAGACACUUCAAACCAAGUGUUGUGAUCCCUUACACACGCACAAGAAAGCUGUAAAAGGCUCAUUGAGGCCUAUAUCUCUGAAAGCAUGGAAUGAGUAUAGAGCAGUUGGAAUCGAAACAAUUCCUGGCAAGAAAUUAUGUCCAACAUGCAGACGGAAACCGACAAUGAUCAGAAACAAUGACAGUUAUGAUAAUGAUUAUCAUGACGAUAAUGAUGACACUGAGGAUGUAUCCUUUCAGUCUUUUGAGCGUCUGGAUGGUAGGGAGAAAUUAAACAGAAGUUUGGAUUUACUUGAUGUAAGUCCAAUUAAAGUACACAGCAUUCCAGCACACUCAAGACCCUCAUACGGGAAAAGGAAAUUUAGCGAAGCUGCAAGUAGGCUGGAUACUCAUGGCAAAGAAAUAAAGGAGCAAAUUGCUAAAGCCAUUUGCAUACCCUUAAGUGAGCUAUCAGAAAGUCAAAAAUAUCAGAAUGAAUUGGAAGAGCAGGAAGAAAAGGCUAAGGAUCUUGACAAACUUUUGGAACUUAUGAAAUACAAAAUGAAAGUUUCGACCAGAAGUGAACAAAUUCAGAUUUUAACACUUGCACCACCAUCCUGGUCAAUCAGCAAGACACAGAAAGAGUUUAAUGUUUCUGAAUACAUGGUAAAAAAAGCAAGAUCAGUAUGCUCAGCAAAGGGUGUUCUUGGACUUCCAGAAAGAAAACGUGGGAAAACAUUGCCUGCUGAAACUGCCCAGCUUAUUGAGAAUUUUUACUGUAACGAUGAGAAUAGCAGGCAGAUGCCAGGAAAAAAGGAUUAUGUCAGCAUAGGAAGAAAUGUACAUGUUCAGAAGCGUUUACUCCUGUGUGACUUGAAAGAAAUUUAUGCAUCAUUCAAGAUUUCCAACCCUCACAUAAAAGUUGGCUUUUCAAAGUUUUGUCAGCUUCGACCAAAAUGGUGUAUCUCAGUUGGAUGUUCUGGAAGUCACUCUGUGUGUGUAUGCACCAUUCACCAGAAUGUUGUCUUGAUGCUUAAUGCAAUCAAAAUUAAAAAAAAUAGGAAUGAACUGAUGGAAAUGUUGGUCUGCAGUUUGGAUUCCAAAGAAUGCAUGAUUCAUAGAUGCAAAAACUGUCCUUCUGAAGACAGACUAAAAGAGUUCUUGCAAAAGGAAAUACUUGAGGAUCCUGAUGAGUUUGGUGAUGAUUGCUACCUGGAAAUCAAGUUCCAGCAGUGGACAACUGUAGACAGGUCACAACUUAUAAGCCAAUGCUUACCAGCCACCGACUUCAUUUCUUUACUGGUCAAGAAAUUAAAUGAUCUAACAGGACACUCAUACAUUGCAAAAGCACAAGCUGCUUACCUCAGGCAAAGAAAGGAUGAGCUGAGGGAUAAUGACGCUAUUGUACUCCUUGACUUUGCAGAAAACUAUAAGUUUGUUGUGCAGGAUGAAGUGCAAGGAUUCCAUUGGAAUCAACAGUCAUGCACACUUCAUCCUGUUGCAGCAUAUUAUAAGUCAAGAGGAAAGACCAUUCAGCAAUCUGUUUGCUUCAUCUCAGAUGAUUGCUGCCAUGACACAGCCUUUGUUUACAAAGUAGUAAAGGAUACAAUAUCAUUUACGAAAAAGAACCUGGUAUGCAAUCUAGAGCAUGUUUUAUACUUCAGUGAUGGAUGUGCUGCCCAGUACAAAAACUGCAAAAACUUUCUGAACAUUUCACGGCACAAAGAAGAUUUUGAUGUUUCAUGUACCUGGUCUUUUUUUGCAACAUCACAUGGAAAAUCCCCCUGCGAUGGGAUAGGAGGCACCCUCAAAAGGCUUGUGUCUAGGGCAAGCCUACAAAGACCCUUUCAAGAUCAAAUACUCAGUUCAAAAGAUGUUUUUGAAUACUGUCAAAGAGAGAUUCAAGGGAUUGAAGUAUUUUUCAUUUCAUGUCAUGAAAUGGGGAAUGUUCGCCAUACUCUCGAAAGUAGGUUCCGAAGUGCCAUCACGAUCCCAGGAACAAGAUCUUACCAUCAUUUUCAACCAUUAGAAGGAAGCAUCAUAGGAAUGAAAAGAGUCUCAUCAGAUACUAAUUUUGACCUUCUUUUUGAUGUCAGACUUGGUAGGAUCCAGGAGGAACAAGAGGAAAUAAAAAAUUCAGAUUUUGUGUUGUGCAGAUAUGAUGAGAAUUGCUGGAUUGGUAUUGUUUGUGACAUUGACAAGGAACAUGGAGAUUUUGACAUUAAAUUCAUGCACCCAUCAUACCCAUCUAGAUCAUAUAACUGGCCAUUACGAGAAGACCGAUGUCAUGUCCCAUCAAGUCAUAUUAUUGCACCACUGAAUCCGCCAGUUACUGUUACUGGACGACAGUACAAUAUAAAAGAUGAGGACAUCAGACUAAUUGAAGAGAAACUUAGACAAAAAAUAGUUUGAUAAGAACAGAAAUUUAAGAAUUUUCCUAGAUUUACUUGCUUAUCAUAUGGUAGUUAUGUGACAAACUUGAUAUUUCUGGUAUUUCGCGUUAAUGAAAAUUCAAAAGUAGUAAACAUCUGGUUCUCUAUUUCUAGGCAAGACACCAACAUCUAAACACUUUUCUAAUAAACAGCAUUGUAUGCUGUAUAUGUAUGCCGAAUAUCUAGUUGGUGCUACCUAAUAGACAAAAGAUAUUCAAAAGUUACCAAUUGGUACUUUUUACUUAGUGACGUCAUCAAUUGUUUUGUAUUGUUCCAAAUAAGGUGUCAUAUCUUUUUCCAGGUAAAUUUUGAGGGAAAACUAAUGAAAAAUUUGGAUUUUCCAUAGCUGAAAUAACUAUAGUACAAAAUCUUAUUACCAAAAUGUUUGUUGAAAGGUAGCUAUUGAAGAAUCUGUGAGGCACUUUGAAAAGUUGUGAAAUCCAUAAUGGCGGAAAAAGCAAAUUUUGCGGGUUUUUAUUCAAUUUUCAAAGAUCUAUAACUUUUUAACGGGAGAAGAUAUUGAACUGAAAUUUUCAAAAUCUCCUUAUCUCUAUGUGAUUAACCUUUGGACAGAAAAUGAAGAGAAUCUGAGAUAGUGGGUGACAUUUCCAAGUUUUACUGGGUGAUUUGACAUGGAAUUACCCUUAAGGCUCCCAAAAUUAGGCCUAAAUAAAAAUUCAUAUCUAACAUUUUUGUACUUUAAAAUUAGCCC